Molecule: messenger RNA, 2088 nt
Organism: Glycine soja
Lineage: Eukaryota; Viridiplantae; Streptophyta; Magnoliopsida; Fabales; Fabaceae
Product: ent-kaurenoic acid oxidase 2-like
Exons: 8
Coding region: 175-1659 (494 amino acids)
Biological process (GO): brassinosteroid biosynthetic process; brassinosteroid homeostasis; sterol metabolic process
Cellular component (GO): endoplasmic reticulum
Molecular function (GO): iron ion binding; ent-kaurenoic acid monooxygenase activity; heme binding
Source: RefSeq, a predicted model, not a curated record
CUAUGUCUAUGUUCUAUAACUUUACACAAGUUCAUUUCAGCCACUCACUGCUGCCAUAAAAUUCCCUUUAUUUGUUUAUUUUCCUAUCUCUCUCUCUCCACAUACCAAACCCCAAGAUCACUUAUAAAUACACAGAAAGAGAGUGAGGAAGUUGCCCCAGUUGAGUAGUAAGUGAUGAUGGAGAUGGAUUCCAUGUGUAUGUGGGUGGUCCUUGUGGCCAUUGCUGGUGCUCUUUUAGUCCUAAGAUCUAUGCUCAAGAAUGUAAAUUGGUGGCUCUAUGAAUCCAAAUUGGGUGUGAAACAGUACUCUUUGCCCCCAGGUGACAUGGGAUGGCCCUUCAUUGGCAACAUGUGGUCCUUCCUCAGAGCUUUCAAGUCCAAGGACCCUGAUUCCUUCAUCUCCUCCUUUGUCUCCAGAUAUGGAAGAACUGGAAUGUACAAGACCUUGAUGUUUGGAAAUCCAAGUGUAAUUGUGACAACACCUGAAACAUGCAAAAGGGUGCUUACAGACGAUGAUAAAUUCACAACUGGUUGGCCUCAAUCUACUAUAGAGCUCAUUGGAAAGAGGUCAUUUAUUUCAAUGUCUUAUGAAGAACAUAAACGCCUUAGGCGUUUGACAUCCUCUUCAAUCAAUGGCAUGGAAUCACUGUCCCUCUACUUGACAUAUAUUGAAGAAAAUGUGAAAAAUUCAUUGGAGAAAUGGGCCAACAUGGGACAAAUUGAGUUCUUAACUGAGAUCAGGAAGCUUACUUUCAAAAUCAUCAUGCAUAUUUUCCUUAGCUCAGAAAGUGAACCUGUUAUGGAGGCUUUGGAGAGGGAAUACACAGCACUUAAUCAUGGAGUUAGAGCCAUGUGUAUUAAUAUUCCCGGAUUUGCAUACCACAAAGCAUUCAAGGCAAGGAAAAAUCUAGUGGCCAUAUUUCAAUCUAUUGUGGAUGAGAGAAGAAACUUAAGGAAGGGAUAUCUGCCAGGAAAAGCCAAAGAUAUGAUGGAUGCUCUGAUAGAUGUUGAAGAUGAUGAUGGAAGAAAGUUGAGUGAUGAGGACAUCAUUGACAUUAUGUUGAUGUACUUGAAUGCGGGCCAUGAGUCUUCAGGACAUAUUACCAUGUGGGCAACCUUUUUCCUGCAGAAGCACCCAGAAUAUCUCCAAAAGGCUAAGGCAGAACAAGAAGAAAUAAUAAGGAGAAGGCCUCCAACACAGAAAGGGUUAACACUUAAGGAAGUCCGGGAGAUGGAUUUUCUUUACAAGGUGAUUGAUGAAACAUUGCGUGUGAUUACAUUCUCACUAGUGGUCUUUCGGGAGGCAAAAUCUGAUGUCAAUAUCAAUGGAUACACAAUUCCAAAAGGUUGGAAAGCGCUUGUGUGGUUCAGAUCAGUUCACCUUGAUCCUGAAAUAUAUCCUAAUCCAAAGGAAUUUAACCCUUAUAGAUGGAAUAAAGAACACAAGGCCGGAGAAUUCCUUCCCUUUGGAGGAGGAAGUAGAUUGUGUCCGGGGAACGAUCUUGCCAAGAUGGAAAUAGCAGUUUUUCUUCACCAUUUCCUUCUGAAUUACCGAUUUGAACAGCAUAAUCCUAAUUGCCCUGUGAGAUACUUACCACAUACAAGGCCCAUGGACAAUUGCUUGGGAAGGGUCAGGAAAUGUUCAUCUACAACAACCUAAGAGCACAUGUCUAUGGCUAUUUUUAAUUUGAAAAUCCAUCUCCAUGUUUUCCCUCAGCUAAAUGCUUCCAGGUCCACUUUGAGCUACGUUGGCAUAGCUUCAACAAAAUGGACAAAAAAAGGAAAAAAAAAAGUUUUUCACAGCACAUACAAAUAAGUAUAAUUUCGAAAGCUCCAUCUACCACCCUCUUUAAGCACUAGCUAGUAAGUCUUCCAUCUGGUCCAUAUGUUCUGAAAAAUGGACAAAAAUAACUUUGUUUCAUUAGGUAUUUGUUUAAAGGAAAGAAUCUAGUUUCUAUUUCUUGUGCUUCAGGAGAAUUUACUAAUGUGUGCGUCUACAGAUCGGGCUAAGUAUAAUUGCUGUAUAUACCGCACACAGUUUUUGUGUAUUAAACCAAUUAAAAUUAAAUAAUUGUAUGAUUGGACGGAA